Molecule: messenger RNA, 537 nt
Organism: Leptosia nina
Lineage: Eukaryota; Metazoa; Arthropoda; Insecta; Lepidoptera; Pieridae
Source: the annotation of a GenBank genome assembly
AUGUUGGACAGUGUAUUUGACGAUGUGAAGCGCAUGAACAAACGCCAGUUCAUUUAUCAAGUACUUAGUUUUGGCAUGAUAGUAUCGUCCGCAUUAAUGAUAUGGAAAGGUCUAAUGGUCGUAACAGGGAGUGAGAGUCCAAUUGUGGUGGUUCUGUCAGGUAGUAUGGAGCCAGCAUUUCAUAGGGGAGACCUCCUGUUCCUUACCAAUUAUCCAGAAGAGCCCGUACGCGUUGGUGAAAUCGUUGUAUUCAAGGUUGAAGGGCGGGAUAUUCCUAUAGUUCACAGAGUGCUAAAAUUGCACGAGAAAAAUAAUGGUACAGUAAAGUUUCUGACUAAAGGUGAUAACAACAGUGUAGAUGACAGAGGGUUAUAUGCACAAGGCCAACUUUGGCUAACAAAGAAAGAUGUGGUAGGAAGAGCUAGAGGUUUUCUACCGUAUGUGGGAAUGGUAACAAUAUAUAUGAAUGAAUAUCCUAAAUUUAAGUUCGCUGUGUUAGCCUGUUUAGCAGUGUAUGUUCUUGUUCACCGAGAGUGA